AUGCCGCGGGGCUCGGCUUUUGCCUUGUUUGGUGCUGGCACGGCGUCUGGGCAGAGGACGGUGAAGCGCGCGGUAGCGGGACGGGGCUCUGCUGAGAGCCAGGGCGCAGUGAUGGACAGCAGCAGAUCCAGCUGCACUUGUCACUGGCUGUCAAGCCGGCUGUCUGAGCUGUGGAACGACAGGGGACAGGCGGGAGGCUGUAGUAGAGUGCAGAGGGUUGGAACAAUGCCAGAUUCACCUGUGGAUGUGAAAACCCAGCCCAGGUCCACCCCACCCACCAUGCCUCCUCCACCCCCGGCUGUCAGCCAAGCAACAAGUCGCAAUGCCUCCUUCACCCCAGCCACCAGUAAAUCAAUGCUGAAUGGGAGCAGCCACUCUCCUACAUCACUAAACGGUGCUCCAUCCACUCCCAACGGCUUCAGUAACGGACCCGCCAUGUCCUCCACAGCCUCAUUGUCCAAUCAGCAGCUCCCGCCAGCUUGUGGUGCCCGGCAGCUCUGCAAGCUGAAGCGCUUUCUGACCACUCUGCAGCAGUUUGGCAAUGACAUUUCACCCGAGAUUGGAGAGAGAGUUCGCAGCCUUGUGUUGGGCCUGGUGAAUUCCACUCUAACCAUUGAAGAGUUUCACUCCAAACUUCACGAGGCCACCAACUUCCCGCUGAGACCUUUUGUUAUUCCUUUUCUAAAGGCAAACCUGCCCCUGCUGCAGAGAGAGUUGCUUCACUGCGCCCGGCUGGCCAAACAGACUCCAGCUCAGUAUCUGGCCCAACAUGAGCAGCUUCUCCUGGACGCCAACGCCAGCUCACCCCUCGACUCGUCUGAGAUCAUGCUGGAGAUGAACGAGCAUGGCAAGAGAAGGACUCCUGACAGGACCAAAGACAACUCAGAGAGGGACGGGCUGCACCCAGAGCACCUGGCCAAGAGGCCCUGCACCAUCAGUCCCAGCCAACGCUUCAGCCCGAGCACAGGACUCCCCACCCACCCGCCUCCCAACGGCCUCCCCUCGCACCCUCCCAACGGCCUGCCCCACCCCACCAACCCCCAAGUGGGACCCCAGCACUAUCGCUUGGAGGACAUGGCUCUGGCACACCAGUACAGAGACGCGUACAGACAUAACGAACACCGCGACGUCAGAGACAGGCACCGGCAGACAGUGCAUGGAGCCCGCCAAGAGGAGGUGAUUGACCACCGUCUUACAGAUCGAGAAUGGGCAGAAGAAUGGAAACAUCUUGAUAAUCUUCUGAACUGCAUCAUGGAUAUGGUAGAGAAGACGCGGCGCUCCCUGACUGUGCUCCGCCGCUGCCAGGAGGCCGACCGAGAGGAAAUGAAUCACUGGAUACGGCGCUACAGCGACGUGGAGGAGAUGAAAAAAGGUGGGAGCAACGGACAGCACUGCCUUCCUCCUCCUCCUACUCUUCCUCCUCCUCAUCACAACUCCUCCUCCAACACAGCUAGCAGCAGCGAGUCACUGCCCAUAGGAACUCCCUCGGCUGCUGAAAGGCAGUCAGGCAGACAGACAGAGAUCCACAGAGACUUCUUACACAGACCUCCCUCAGGAUAUCUGCCCGAAGAAAUUUGGAGGAAAGCUGGUACUACAAGCAUCCCGCUCUCCCCAGCUCUAAAGCACCUCCAAAACAAGCAGGAAGAGGCGGUGAACGAGGUAAAGCGGCAAGCCAUGUCGGAGCUGCAGAAGGCAGUGUCUGACGCUGAGAGGAAGGCUCACGAGAUGAUCACCGCUGAACGAUCUAAAAUGGAGAGGGCGCUGGCCGAGGCCAAGAGGCAAGCCUCUGAAGAUGCACUAACAGUCAUCAACCAGCAAGAAGAUUCCAGUGAAAGCUGCUGGAACUGCGGGAGGAAGGCCAGUGAGACGUGCAGCGGCUGCAACACGGCUCGCUACUGCGGCUCCUUCUGCCAACACAAAGACUGGGAGAAGCACCACCACGUCUGUGGACAGGGCCUGCAGGGGCUACCAGGGGGCAGCAGUGUUCCUCUCGGCACCCCCUCCUCUUCCUCCUCCGCUUCGUCAGCAUCUUCCGGCGCUCCCCCGACCCACUCGGAGAACACUCCUCCGGGAUCCCUCUCCCUGGCGGUCCAGAGCGGUAUUGUGGGAGGCGCUGGCAGUGGGAGUGGAAGUGUCUCCGCCAGCCCCAAAGAGAGCAGUUCUAGCAGUGCCUCUCGCUCCACGACUCCAGCUACUCCCGCUCUACUAGACGCCACCUCUCGCUGACCGCUGUCCCUUCCCGGGGAUGCUGAAGUGACAGUGCCCACACUCCACUCAAAAACCAAACUGAGGAAUCUUCAUCGCACACUGCUCUUUCCUCCCGCCCUGCUAACAAUCCUCCUCCCCACCCCACUCCAAACACAAACCCUUCAAGUAAUCUUCUGAAAACGGACUGAUGUUCUCACCGUCCUCCGGUCAUACUUUUCUUCUCUUUUACACCACAGCCACAGAUACAAAGAUUGCAGCCAGGGGUUCAAUUUAGUGUAAAGCAUGAAUAUUGCAGUGUCUCCUUUCUCUGGCAUAGAAACAUAUCAGACACGCUUGCUGCGAAUAUGAGGUUUGACUUUAAUAUGUGCCCUCAGUGUCGGAAGCCUGAUAGAAAUGGUCCGUAUGAGGACAGAAGGGCUGUGAUAAGACAGCGUUGACGGGGGAUGACAAGCCAAUUAGCACUUGGAUGGGAUUUCCCUUUAAUUUAGCACCAAUGAAGCGGUUACCAGUCCUGAGACGUGCACUAACAAUUCACUGACGUGGCACUUCUAUUGUCUCCGAAUGGAGACAUCUAAGGAGCAUAACCUUUUAUUUUCAAAUGUGUGAGGGAGGGAGUAAAACUUGUGCUGUGAUUUGUUCCUCGUAAACACGCUUAGUACUUGUUAAAGGUUUCUUUCUGGCUUUAAGGAAAUAAAUACAGAAAAAUCCAAAUAUUCUAAAUAAAGAAUAAGAGUGAUGACGAUGCUCAUGAUAUGAAAAUGAAUUUUAAACUGCUAACUACCUUGCUAGCGAGCCAAGAAAAUCUACACCAGACUCACCUCUCUGCGCCAUUACGAACCCAAAUGAAUUCAAAGAUGAAAAAAAUGACAUGAUCCAAACCUUUGUAUUACACUGCCAAAGUGAGUAAGUAAGCGAUAAAGAGAAGCACUCAUAACCAAACGCAAAGCAACAUCACCUCCUCAGCAAAUAUGCCAGCCCUGAGAGGACCAGGCUGCGGAAGAGCUGCAGAGCAGGAUCCAGAGACGUUAGAAACAAAGCCCUGGCCCGCUCUGACCUACAGCUGCCUCCUGCAGUCCGGGACAAAACUACAGCAACUCCUCAGUGACGGCCCAGACUAGUGAAUAUGGACAAAGCUGUGAACUUGUCUAUAAGAGAGACUUGAUAAAACUGAUGGAAACCCUGCCACAGUGUGGUUCUUGUGUGAAUGGUAGAGAGGACAAAAAGAGGUGAAAUUAGUGCUACACAGCCUCAAAGGAGAUGAAGAUACAAGGAGCUGCCAAAAACCUCAACACAAACUUGAAAACAUUGUCCGAGAAGGCAUUGCUUAUUGUGGAGACGUAUAGGACGAUUGUGCGUUUUUUUCUUAAAUCUAACAGCGAGGAGAUAUUUCAAGGAAUUGCUCUUACCUUUUACAUACACUCCCCCCUUUUCCAAAGCAUGACAAACAGAUGAAAGAGUCUUGUACAGGGUGGUGUAAACUUGGUUCUCCUCUCUUUCUACCUCCCUUCACCCCACACCUCCCUUCUACACUUUUGCCCUACUACUUGAUUCAAGUCUGCCCAGCCUGCUUUGGACAGAGCCACAAAGCAGUAACAUGGGGAGGGUUGGAAUUGCUUGUAGAUAUCGUUCCUCUUUUUGUUUUUUCAAUAAUGACUCUUGUUGCUGAUGUCCAUAUGUUCUGCCUUUGUGUAUAACCAGAAAGAUGGACUUUGUUUUGGGUUUGUUACCUUUGUUUUUCCCUCUUUACGUUUGGGCUGGGCAGUGAAGGCAGAGUAAGAGUGCAGGUCUAUGAAAGGAAGCCCCACAUUGUACUUAUUGUUUGAUUUGUUGUAUCUAUAUUAAUGAGAUGAAACCCCUCGUGUAGAAUAUUUUGUAUUGCUCGCAUUGUAAGACAGUGAGAGGACGGAGGUGCAAUAUGAAGAGAAUUCAGCUACUGAAUGGAACCUCAGCAACUGCCCAUAGGGUGUCAUAUAAUAUAGAUACAUAUAGAUAUAUUUAAAGUAACAUCAGUAACUUAAUGUGAAUGUACAUAGUAUUUAAAAAGGUCCAAAAAUGUGUUUGCCAAAUAACAAAAACCUUUAAAGUUUAAUGUCCAGAAUAUGACUUUCUCACAGUUUAUGUUUUUCAAGUUAUCUCACUCAUAGAAGUCAAACAUGUUUUCAAUUUUCACCCAAAUCAAAGUGUGCUCCUGCGUGGGGAAGCCGUUAAAAGAGAUAAAGUAACUCUAUGCUGCAGGAGUUGACUUACUGUGUGUUUUAGACUUCUACUAAUAGAAAAGCCCAAUGUAGUCCAUAGUAAAACAGGGUUAAAAGUGGUGGCUCAUUUUGAAAUAAAUUGAUUCACAUUAGAUUUAGGAAAUCUCCAACUCUGUUCUUUUUUAACCAUCGUUGAGGCACAAGAGCCUCUGUGCUUUCUGUAGCGAUCUUCUCUCUCAGUCCUCAUUUGUGUGCUUUGUUAAGGGCGCUAUGUUUCUCUCAACGUGCAGCACAAGCCAUCACAUUGAUAAGUGGCAUACCAGUGUUAAGCUAACAUCAAAGCAAAAUUCAGCACCCAAUCUUUAAAAAAUUGCGUGUCUUUUUAGGAAAUUAUUAUUAUUGCUUAUUUGUGAAGAUAAAAUUUGAGCCUAAGAUGCAUAUUUCAAACAAAGAUAUUUAUUUCCAGGUCAAGAGAGCAUCAUCACACCCAUGAGUUUUUUAUGCCUUUAUCAUAAACUCCACUGAAUGAUGUAGGGUAUUUAACAGAUUCAAGCCCUUUUUGUAUUGAUCACUGUCAACCUUACAUGGCUGGCCUCAUUCAAACUUGGACCAAACUUGGUAGAAAAAAAAACACAAAAAAAAAAUACAUUGCUGUGUAAUCAAGAACAUCGAUUUGACAUAAGCUGCAAGGUACAACUGCAUCCAUGUGUAGCAUUUAAGUGUUGAAUAACCACCGUGUUAAAGUUUUGACUUCAUUUUCAACUAACAUGCUUCUUUUCCCUUAAUGUCCUCCGCAACUACCACAGACCACUCCUCGCAACACCCCCACCCCCUUCCUCUUAAACUUGCUACCUCCUGCAGGCAUACAGCUAAAUACCAGGAGAGGCUGACCUGGACUUUGAAAAGCUGGCUGAGAGCAGACACAGACAAACACACUCGCACUGAAAAGUUAUCAUAUGAAUCUGAAAGGAACUGUUAUUACCGAUCAUAAGGCAAAAUAUUAAAUCACUAGAUUCCAACUUUGUGCACCGGCCAUGAAAAAUAAUGCCUGUAAUAUUUAGUAGUAGACACAAACAUACUGUAUAUUCAGUAAUUCAUACAACCAAGCUGAACACAGAAACAAUGUGCCAUGUGUUGUCCAAAACCAAUAAAAGCACAGACCAAAGUACUCCUAAUUUGCCAUUGUAUGCUCUGACAUGGUGUAGAACAACAGAACACUAGUAAGAAGGUUGGAGCUCCACUACACCAGUUAACCAAAGGUUCUGAAACAUAUACACUCAGAGCACAUGAGUGAAAAGCAUGCUCAACCAACCGGAUGAGUUUCAAUGUGUGGAAUUCUUACUCAAGCAAUCAAAGCGCUUGUUGACUCCGUACUGAGUAGUGCUUCACUAAACAACAAAAGCAUCUGCUUUGAAAAAGCAUUACUGCAUGUUCAUACGGUUACAAAGUCUUUCAGAGGGAAAAAUGAAUGUGUUUGGGUUUGUGUGUGUGUGAUGUGUGUGUGUUUGUGUGUGUGUGUGGUGAGUCUGUGUUUUGUAAAAAAAAAAAAAAAAAGAAUUUAAAAGGAAAAGAAAAAAAACUUUUUUUUUGUGUCUCUGUAGAAACUACUUGAAACCUUCAGAGCUUUAAUGAAACAUCCCAGACAGACAAUAGUGGCACAUUGAUUCUCAAAAUGUAGCAGCAGCUUUGUGCAGUUAAGUCCACGGCAUCUACAUCAAAAACAGCUCCGUGAUGACAGUUCCAUUCAACUCCGAGUGCUAUGUGUGCGUCUCUUUGUCUGCGAGUAAGCCCUCUGACAAACUAAACAAAGCCAAACCCAAUAGACCGUUUAAAGAUGACCAAAAUACAACCAAAAGCUGCAGCUUUCUUCUUUAGGUUUCACUUUUGUGAAGGUUUCUUUGUUCUGCCCACCAGUGGAAAUCUUCAGCUCGAUUGUGUGGGCUACAAGGCUGCAAUCCCACAGACAAACAGAGCUGUAGAGGAAAAGAGCAAACUGUCCGUCACUGAGAUACCCCCACUUAGAGUCAUUGAGUGGCAGGUCGGAAAAGAUCAGAGCAAUGUUCUGUUUGCAGUAUGUGCUGUGGUGUCGUUUACUUUUCCGUUCAGAUUUUAUAGAUGGCAAACACAUAAGGGCUCUGCUGUUGUGAAUACCAUCCAAGGGUCUCCUGAAAUGUUUCAUCCACCAGUUAUUGAUUUGUGUCGCUGUCCACCUAAUAUGAGCAAAACACAGUUAACGGCAGGCUGGCAUUUGCCCCUGUCCGUCCCAACCAGUAAACUCCGCUAGUGAAGUUUCAAAGCUUAUCAGAUGUGAUAGUGACAUGUCCUUCCUGUGAAACAGGCACUGAUGACUCCGAAGCUAAGGUGGCAAACAAUGGAUUCAGCACUUGUUUUACCAUAAGCUGUGGCUCAGGAUGGUCUUGUUUUUACCUUAACAUAAACUGAAAAUGGUUUAUGCUUUUUUAAUGUGUAGGGGAGCAUUCUAUACUGUAUUGUGCAAUACAUUAUUACAGAAAAAUCUUGUUUCUGUAGGAAAGGUUUGCCGCUUUGAAGAUCUUUCCCAUUUUGUUUCAUUUUCCUCUUUCGACAGUCCUGUUGCCAUUUUUAGAAGAAGUAAACUGUGCCAGAAGAAUUAAAUUCGAUUUGUAUUUAUUUCUUGCAUGCUUUCCUCCAUGUUGCUAAUACCGCUCUUUAACUGUUCGCUCUGUUGGAUGUGUGAAGCUGUAAAACAUUCUAAUUCAGGUUAUUGUCUGUGUUGAACAAUGUAACUGUGUAAUUAAAACAUGAAAUGAUGUAUUCAUCCCUUUGGUUUCUUUUCUCCUUUAAAUGAUAAUCUGUAAUGAUAAUCAAACCAACAUUUGUGAAUCUAAAACAGUCAAAUUCAAG
This is a messenger RNA of Menidia menidia (Atlantic silverside), 7286 nucleotides long. NCBI's taxonomy places the organism in Eukaryota, Metazoa, Chordata, Actinopteri, Atheriniformes, Atherinopsidae. The record is from the annotation of a GenBank genome assembly.